Molecule: messenger RNA, 1965 nt
Organism: Vitis riparia (riverbank grape)
Lineage: Eukaryota; Viridiplantae; Streptophyta; Magnoliopsida; Vitales; Vitaceae
Product: probable tRNA N6-adenosine threonylcarbamoyltransferase, mitochondrial
Exons: 13
Coding region: 184-1473 (429 amino acids)
Biological process (GO): tRNA threonylcarbamoyladenosine modification
Cellular component (GO): mitochondrion
Source: RefSeq, a predicted model, not a curated record
UAUCUGUUUUUUUUUGUUUUCCCCCGUUUUCUCAACAGCCAAACAAGCAUCCGUGAGAAGGCGAGGAAUGGUGUCUCUGGCCACUUCAACAUUUUCCCGCAAUCUUUUUCCCAGGCCCUCACUUCCGUACGCAGUGAGAGCUCUCGGAAAAACGCUACUACAACUACAUCCGAAGCCCACAUCAUGGGGUCCUCUCAGUUCUUCAUUGAAAUCUUGUUCAGCCCAUUUUUCUGCUUCAAAUUUCAAUUUGUCAAAAUCCCGAAUGAAACACUUGGCUCUCAAGAUGAUUUGGUUGUUUUGGGCAUUGAAACUAGCUGUGACGACACUGCUGCUGCUAUUGUGAGAAGCAAUGGUGAUAUUCUCAGCCAAGUUGUGUCUUCUCAGGCAGAAUUGCUUGCUCGAUAUGGAGGUGUUGCUCCCAAAAUGGCUGAAGGAGCACACAUGCAAGUGAUUGAUCAGGUAGUUCAAGAUGCACUUGAGAAUGCCAAUUUAACUGAGAGGGACCUGUCUGCAGUUGCUGUUACUAUUGGUCCUGGUUUAAGCCUCUGCCUUCGUGUUGGUGUGCAGAAGGCUCGGAAAAUUGCUGGUAGCCACAAUCUUCCAAUCGUUGGUGUCCAUCACAUGGAGGCUCAUGCUUUAGUAGCCAGGUUAAUUGAAAAAGACUUGCAAUUUCCUUUCAUGGCCCUGCUCAUUUCAGGAGGGCACAAUCUUCUUAUUCUUGCACGUGAUCUCGGUCAUUACAUACAACUUGGGACCACAAUAGAUGAUGCAAUUGGUGAGGCAUAUGACAAGACAGCAAAAUGGCUUGGUCUUGACUUGAGGAGGAGUGGUGGUCCAGCUAUAGAAGAGCUUGCCAGAGAGGGUGAUGCAAAAGCAGUCAAAUUUUCAACCCCAAUGAAACAACAUAAGGAUUGUAACUUCUCGUACGCUGGUUUGAAGACUCAAGUGAGGCUGGCAAUCGAAUCCAGAAAUAUCAAUGCUGAAAUUCCCAUUUCUUCUGCAAGUAGUGAAGACAGAAGUUCCCGAGCUGAUAUUGCUGCCUCUUUCCAGCGAGUUGCGGUAUUACAUCUAGAAGAAAGGUGUGAACGAGCAAUUGAAUGGGCAUUAAAGAUUGAGCCUUCCAUAAAACAUUUGGUGGUUUCUGGAGGUGUAGCAUCAAAUCAGUAUGUCAGGGCUCAGCUUGAUCAGGUUGUCAAGAAAAAAAGCCUGCAACUUGUGUGCCCUCCCCCCAGCCUCUGUACUGACAAUGGUGUUAUGGUGGCUUGGACUGGCUUGGAGCACUUGCGCAUGGGAAGAUAUGAUCCUCCACCACCUGCUAAUGAACCGGAAGAUUAUGUGUAUGAUUUGCGGCCAAGGUGGCCACUGGGGGAGGAAUAUUCUGAAGGAAGAAGUGAAGCUCGGUCCUUGAGAACGGCCAGGAUUCACCCAUCUCUUACAUCUCUCAUCCAAGCAUCAAUGCAACAACAGUCGUAGCCUGUUCCUCCAUGCAACUGCUCCUUCACUGUAGCGGCUUGUUGGAAUCAAGUGACCUCUGAGAAAUGGCAAUACUUUCUGGAGCUCUAGUUGCUGUGAAGAACCCUUACAAAGAGUGUCUUGUUCAAAAUUUUUAGCCAUUUGUUUCCUGGAAAAGAACCUUUACUGCUCUACACACCUCAUAUCUCCUGUAUGCGUGUGUAGUUUUAAGGUCAUUUAGAUGAAUGACUUCCAAUGUACUGCCCUAUUGUUUGUGCUUGCAUAAAGGAGACGAGCCUCAUGGCUGAGAGGAGUUGUGUGAACCAGGAGCAUGGCUGACCAUGAACCUACCUGACGAUCUGUAAGGCUCACAAACAGGGUCCAAGCUCUGCUCUACCAUUGAACUUAAAAGUCAUUUUUUUUGUCCCAAUUUCUGUAAAAGUAGGAUUGACAGGCAAACAAUGAUGGAUACUUCAGUUUCAUAGAAAUAUUCAUGUUUCAAUAUUAUGCAAA